This is a messenger RNA of Blepharisma stoltei, 840 nucleotides long. Lineage: Eukaryota; Ciliophora; Heterotrichea; Heterotrichida; Blepharismidae. The record is from the annotation of a GenBank genome assembly.
AUGAAAAGAAGUUUUGGGAGGAAUAGAGAAGGGUUGCCUAAAGUAAUGAGAAGUGGGAUUCCUACACUAGAUUUGCUAUUUCAAGGAGGUUAUCCGAUGGGGAGUUUAUGCUUAAUAGAAGAAGAUCCGAGGAAUAAUGAUGCGCUGAAUAUUUCUAGAUGCUUUUUAGGGGAAGGUUGCGUUAGUGAUGAAAAAUUGUUUAUAUAUGGUGAAAAUCUUACCGAAAAUUUGAUUCCAGAUAUAAGGAGAAUUGGAGAUGGCGAGCACAAAUCUUCAUCAGUUCAAUGACGUUACGAGACAUUUAGCAACACAAGUCUUAUAAGUGAGCCAUAUUGCAUUGACUUAGCUAGUACUGCUAGCAAUCAAAGGAAUGCUGUGUUUGGGGUGCUUAGUCCAAGUAUUGAUGAUUCUUAUAAAAAUCUAUGAAAUACUAUAAGACAGGAUAUUUUGUCACAUGAAAAUGCAAAUGCAGGUAGAGUUCUUAUUCUCUCAAUGUUAGGAAGCUCUUGGCCGAAGCUUUCUUAUUCUGAUAUUUAUCAGUUUUUGAAUAGUUUGAAAACUCUAUUGAGAACAAUAAAUGGAGUUUGCAUGAUAACAAUGCCAACAAAUACUCUGAAUGCAAAUCUAUUGAACUUGGUCUAUUCAAGUUGUGAUAUUAUUUUAUCAUGUGAAAGUGUGGAAGGUAAAAAAUCGUCCAUGCUAAGAAUUAAAAAAGCACCUAGGGUGCUUGGAAAUAUUAAUUAUGAAACAAUACCACUUAGGAUAAGAGAUGAUAAAUGCACUAUAGCAAUAGAACAGCUUACAGCUAAAAAACAUAAAUUGCAUCAAGAAAAUGCUUAA